AUGCCUUUCGGAUUAAAGAAUGCAGGGGCAACAUAUCAACGUCUGGUUGACUCGAUAUUCGCUAAGCAAAUUGGAAGGAACAUCGAGGUGUACGUGGACGAUAUGGUAAUGAAAAGCCCGAAUGAGGAAAAGAUGCUACAAGACAUUGAGGAAACUUUCCAGACAUUAGAAGCGGUCAAGAUGAAGCUAAACCCAACCAAGUGGACGUUUGGAGUGGAAGAGGGACAAUUCCUGGGAUACUACGUCACCAGACAAGGCGUCCAGCCCAUCCCAACCAAGGUCGACGAGUUUAUCGAGACGCCAACCCCAAACUCCCUCCGAGAUGCACAGGUUCUGAAUGGGAAGCUUACAGCUCUAAGCAGGUUCAUUUCGAAAUCCGCUGACAAGGCCAUGCCAUUGUUCCACACAUUAAAGGGGUGCAUCGAGAAGAACAACUUCCAGUGGACGAAUGAGGCAGAAAAGGCGCUCCAGAAAAUCAAGGAAGCGCUACACGAGUUGCCAAUUCUGGCCACCCCUAUCCCUGGAGAAACAUUACAAGUAUAUCUUUCAACAUCAGGCGAAGCGAUAUCCUCGGUAUUGGCUGUAGAAAGGGAGGGGGAACAGAGGCCGAUGUACUUUAUCUUGCUCAAGCCGGAGACGUCAGGUCGGUUGGCCAAGUGCGCAAUUGAGCUGGGAGAACACGACAUAAAAUACCGCCCAAGAACAAGCAUCAAAGGGCAGGCGCUGGCUAACUUCUUACUGGAGAUCCCAGACGGAGGGAACCCAGCGAAAGAGAAGGUGUGGGUAGUUGAAGAGGCCCCGGCUGACCAUGGUUCAUGGACCCUGUAUACGGAUGGAGCAUCCAGCAGGGAAGGCUUGGGGGCGAGGCUGAUCCUGACUAUCCCAGAAGGGGAGGAGGUAACCUACGCCCUCCGAUCCGACUUCCAUACGUCAAACAACGAGGCGGAGUACGAAGCACUUCUUGCAGGAUUACGAUUAACCAAGCAGAUGGGUGCGAAAGCUAUAACAGCCUUAACCGAUUCGAGGUUAGCAGCAAACCAAGUCAAUGGAAGUUUCGAGGUAAGAGAUCAAAGAAUGGGAAAAUAUGUAAAGAUGGUGAAACAACUGGUAGGGUCAUUCGGCCGGUUUACAAUCAAGCAGAUACCUAGAAGCGAAAACAAGAGGGUGGACGCUUUGAGUAAGCUGGCGUCCACAUGCUUUGACCACCUAUCAAAGAAAGUUUUAGUAGAGGUACUUCAAGAAAGGAGUAUAGAUGAGCAACAAGUGAACACCCUAACCCCCGUUGGGCCCACAUGGAUGACACCGUUUCGGGAAUACCUUCAAAUAGGAGUGUUGUCGGACGAUCAUGAUGAGGCCAGGAAAAUACGUAUAAAAGCGCCUUCAUACGCAAUGGUUAAUGGAGAAUUGUACAAGAAGGGGUUCACGUCUCCAUGGUUAAAAUGUGUGGAUCAGGCCAAAGGGGUAGAGAUAUUGCAGGAGGCACACUCAGGAUAG
This is a messenger RNA of Lactuca sativa (garden lettuce), 1494 nucleotides long. RefSeq lists its product as uncharacterized. Gene Ontology annotation, molecular function: nucleic acid binding; RNA-DNA hybrid ribonuclease activity. Lineage: Eukaryota; Viridiplantae; Streptophyta; Magnoliopsida; Asterales; Asteraceae. The record is from RefSeq and is a predicted model, not a curated record.